AUGCAACUAAAGAAAAACCGAGGUGACAGUGUUUCACAAAAUGAGUAUGCUAAAGUAAUUGGAAGUUUGAUGUUUUUGAUGAACUGUACUCGGCCUGAUGUUGCUUAUGUUGUUAACAGACUUAGCCGGUACACUCAUAACCCUAGUAAAGAUCAUUGGGGUGCACUUAAUAGAUUGUUAAGAUAUCUAAAGGGCACCAUGGAUUGGGGUUUACACUAUGUUAGUUAUCCUAAAGUGUUAGGGGGAUAUUGUGAUGUAAAUUGGGUUACCGAUGAUAAAGAAGUUAACUCCACUAGUGGAUAUGUGUUUACAUUAUGUGGUUGUGCUAUUUCUUGGAAGUCUUCUAAACAGACUUGUAUAGCUAGAUCUUCUACGGAGUCUGAGUUUAUAGCUCUAGAUCUAGGAAGUCAAGAGGCCGAGUGGUUAAGAAGUUUAUUGGCUGAUUUACCGCUGUGGGGGCACCCAACUCCCCCUAUCUCUCUACAUUGUGACUCAUAA
Molecule: messenger RNA, 498 nt
Organism: Vicia villosa (hairy vetch)
Lineage: Eukaryota; Viridiplantae; Streptophyta; Magnoliopsida; Fabales; Fabaceae
Product: secreted RxLR effector protein 161-like
Exons: 1
Coding region: 1-498 (165 amino acids)
Source: RefSeq, a predicted model, not a curated record